UCAAAUUUAUUAUUGAGCGUUUUAACAAAUAUAUAUUGGUGACCCUGAUGGAAAGUGUUAUGGGAAACCUGAGAAGUUUAUUCAUUUCAAAAUGAGAUUGGUCAAUGAGUCAAUGGUCAAAGUAUUAAAAGAGUUGUUGGAAAUCUCCAAGUACGUUUAUUCAAAAAGCGAAUUUCGAACUACAUUUUCAAAAUGAUCCAAAAUAUUCCAAGUAGUGAAUUGAUUCAAAUAUGUGAGGUUCUAGCGGAGCAAGAAAAUCUGCAAGUAACUCUACGGGAAGCGACAAAAGGUGCGAUGAUAGCGGGUUUUGGGGCCUUCGCAGGUGGAUUGCUGGCAGGACCUUUUGGAUUAGCCGUGGGAGGCACCUUGGGAUCCAUAACUGCAGCAUGGCGUUCAAGAGAAAAGUAUAGAUCAGUAGUGGAUAUUUUAAGGAAUGAGUUAACUAGUCAACAACAAGAAAAAUUGGCAACUUCCAUUAAAAAUAUUUUACAGAAUGUCAAACCUGAUGACUGUAUCAAACUUCUCGCUCUUGUAUUAACCAGCACAUCGCUAAAGGAAGCAGUUCUUAAAGAAAUUGGAAAUUUUCUGAUGAAAGAAAUGAGUUUGCAAAUGAUCCGAUGACUAGGAUUCUAUGUGUUCGCAUGAAUGUUUUAUGUUACCCAAGAAGGAUAUUUUGAUUCAAAUGUAAGCUAGAUGAGAGUAUUGUUUAAAUUGAAAGGGAUAUAUUUUCAGAAAAGAUUAAU
This is a messenger RNA of Leptinotarsa decemlineata (Colorado potato beetle), 743 nucleotides long. RefSeq lists its product as uncharacterized. The record is from RefSeq and is a predicted model, not a curated record. Lineage: Eukaryota; Metazoa; Arthropoda; Insecta; Coleoptera; Chrysomelidae.